Messenger RNA from Rhodamnia argentea, 1309 nucleotides. RefSeq names its product epoxide hydrolase A-like. The record is from RefSeq and is a predicted model, not a curated record. The transcript is spliced from 3 exons. The coding region runs from base 89 to 1051 and encodes 320 amino acids. NCBI's taxonomy places the organism in Eukaryota, Viridiplantae, Streptophyta, Magnoliopsida, Myrtales, Myrtaceae. Gene Ontology annotation, molecular function: hydrolase activity.
UCAUCUUCUUGAAAAGUUCAAUCACACAACACAAAUCGAGGAAACACGCUCCCUACGGCGAACUUCACUCAGACAGUCCCAAGCAAAGAUGGAGACCAUCAAGCAUCGCAUGGUGAAGGUCAACGGCGUGAACCUCCACGUGGCGGAGAGUGGCGAGGGCCCACUCAUCCUCUUCAUCCACGGGUUCCCAGAGCUCUGGUACAUGUGGCGCCACCAGAUCCUCGGCCUCUCCAUGCUCGGCUUCCGUGCCGUCGCCCCCGACCUCCGCGGCUACGGGGACUCUGAGGCUCCGGCCCCGAUGGAUGCCUACACAGCCCUCCAUGUGGUGGGUGACUUGGUGGGGCUCCUGGACGCUGUGGCAGCGGAGGGGGAGGAAAAGGCGUUUGUGGUGGGCCACGACUGGGGGGCCCUGAUGGCAUGGUACUUAUGCCUACUCAGGCCCGACCGGGUCAAGGCUCUGGUCAAUCUCAGCGUGCCGUGGCUGCCCCGGAACCCCGAGAGGAAGCCCCUCGACGGCUACAGGGCCACCUAUGGCGAUGACUACUACAUCUGUAGGUUUCAGGAACCUGGAGAGAUUGAGGCCGAGUUUUCAGAGAUGGGGACCAGGAGAGUUCUCGAGGGGAUGUUGACAUACCGCAUUCCCGGCCCGCUUUUCUUUCCCAAAGGGAAAGGGUUCGGGCACCCAGUGGAAGACCCAGUUGUGUUGCCUUCAUGGCUGACGCGGGAGGACGUCGAUUAUUACGUUGACAAGUUUGAGAAGAAGGGCUUCACUGGAGGGAUCAACUACUACAGGAACAUCAAUCGCAACUGGGAGCUGAUGGCACCAUGGGAUGGAGCUGAGGUGAAAGUGCCUGUGAAGUUCAUUGUGGGUGAGCUUGACCUGGUUUACCACAUGCCAGACAUCAAAGACUUCAUACACAAAGGCGGGUUCAAGAAGACGGUCCCUCUCUUGGAGGAAGUGGUGGUCAUGGAAGGUGUGGCGCAUUUCCUCAACCAAGAAAGGCCUCAUGACAUCAACCAACACAUUCAUGAUUUCUUUAGCAAGUUUUGAGGUUGCUUCUUGCCCCAUCGAGUGACCGGUCGGGGUCCUCAUAAAUUAUGUCCUCUAUAUAUGGCAGAGUAUGGUUACUUAAGCUAUGACAAUGCGUAUCAACAUAAAAUAACUUUUGCCCAAGUAACAGUCAAAAAAGAAAUACUUCAACAAACAUCAAUUGUGAAUAGCUGCAUUUCGCUCCAAAAUCCUUAUCCUAGACUAUGUUACAUCAGCGCAUCAAGUGGUGAAAAUUAAUUUCUUUAAGGCUGCGAUUGA